UGGUUAAAGGAAAACUCUCCAGCCUCCCCUCCAGUCUUGCACAGGUGUACCGGCUCCUCCCCUUCAAUCAUGCACAGGUGUAGUGGCUCCUCCCCUCCAGUCUUGCACAGGUGUACCGGCCCCUCCCCUUCAGUCUUGCACAGGUGUACCGUCUCCUCCCCUUCAGUCUUGCACAGGUGUACCGUCUCCUCCCCUUCAGUCUUGCACAGGUGUACCGUCUCCUCCCCUUCAGUCUUGCACAGGUGUACUGGCCCCUCCCCUUCAGUCUUGCACAGGUGUACCAGCUCCUCCCCUUCAGUCUUGCACAGGUGUAACAGCUCCUCCCUUUCAGUCUUGCACAGGUGUAUCGGCUCCUCCCCUUCAGUCUUUCACAGGUGUACCGGCUCCUCCCCUUCAGUC
Messenger RNA from Staurois parvus, 399 nucleotides. NCBI's taxonomy places the organism in Eukaryota, Metazoa, Chordata, Amphibia, Anura, Ranidae. The record is from the annotation of a GenBank genome assembly.